UUUCGACCAUAUGCAUAUUCCUAACAUUAAGAAACUAUUCAUCCGAAAAGAUCGUCGAAUAGUCUUCACUAUUUAAUAAAAUAACUCUCUGUUAAUUUUUCGAUAAAUGUGAUCAGAAAUCUUUUCUGUCUUUUAAAUAUCGGCAACUUUCUUCAUUCAAAUAUUAUCACUAAAUUCAAAUUAUUUUAUAAUUUAAAAAUAAAUUUUAUUGUUACAAAAGUUUUAUAAAUUUACUCACGAUGAUGAUAUCAAUGAGGAAUAUUAUUUUGAGUGUAUGGUUCGCAAGUGUUUCUUGUUAUGAAUUCGAAAACUUAAAUUUAUCAGUAACAGAUACUCCAAUCACACACAUAAAUGUGGCUCAACUUUUUCAACUCUGUUAUGCAAAUACAUCAAAUCCAAUAGCCAUCACUGAAAACUUGGCAAAGACAUUGCACAAAAAUUUGGCCGAUACAAUAAAGGCACCUGUCAUUAUCAUCAACGAUAACUUCAUUUCAAAAGACAUUCAAUUGUACUAUCCAACCUAUCCAAUGUAUAUUUUAUCAGUGACGAGUCAAAUGGAACUGGAUGCUCUUUUGAGCAAGCUGAUCAGUUCACCCUUUUGGAGUAUUCAAUCAGCGUUCUUUGUGAUCUUCGAAACUGUAAAAUCAUGUGAAGAGGAUUCAUUUCAAGUUUUGGGACUACUAUGGAAGCUUGAACUAUUAUCAUGUGUCGUGGUGUGCUCCACUACCGGUACUGGAACCAGUCUCUAUACUUACAAUCCUUACACGAAACGAGCUCCCUAUCCUUGGAUUGAAAUUAAGAUGAAUUGGUUUGACCACCAUCGUCGACCAGUGACCUUCUACAAACAAUCUUUCACUAACGAUCAUAACAUAUGUGCGAAUCUCACUUUUGAUAAAACUACACUUCUUGAUGGUUAUCCUGUUACAAUGGCGGAGAUGAGUUCCGAAAAUGGAUUAAGUUCUUACUUGAUUCAAACAGCUACUUCUUUGAACAUGACUCCGCAAAUGACUGACUUCGGAGAUGAUCCUAUUUUACUCGCUACAUCAAUAAUAAAUGGUAAACAAGAUAUUAGUACAGAAUUGUAUGCUGAUUAUGUAAUUCAAUUUGGAGACGUAGUGCCCGUGACUUUUGAAAUAUCUUAUGUCAUAGUAACACAAAAGCGAAGCUUCCAACCAGUAUCUUAUGAAAUUGAAAGUGCGUUCGAUAUUAAUGGGGCUAUAGGGAUAAUAAUUAUUCUUCUUCUUAUUACCGUCCUAAUUAUAUUGCACAAUGGGUAUCAAGUGAGAUUGGCUAUUCUGGAUGUCUUGAAGCUGAUGAUGAGUAUGGGGAUAGAUACACCUCUUGAUCGACUUGCCAUGAAACUAACCUUCUUUACUGCUUUUUUGUUCGUUUUUAUAUUUGGUCCAGCGCUUGAGGGACAAAUAUUCGCCUCACUUGCUCGUCCGCCAUCUCAGAACGUGGAGUCUCUUAAGGACUUGUAUGAUCAAAAGUACCAUGUAUAUUAUAUUCAAGCGAUCCAUAAUAGUGUAUUAGGAGAGGAAUUAUGGAAAACUGAAGAGGAAAUGAAAUAUCUACAUCCCCGUCCAGCCCCUUUUCCCUUAAAAGGAUGUUUGCAACUAAUGAUGCGGGAUCCGGAAGUUGCGUGUAUUGAUGAAAAUGAGUCCAUCUUAACUUGGACUAUGAAAUUUCAUUUUUACGUGUCCAAAAGAUUUGUAUUUAAAAAGGAUUUUUUCCAUCAUCAUCGCUUAAAUUGGGCCCUGGGCAAACGAUUUUAUCAGAGAUUAUUAAAAUUUCAAGAAUUAGGUCUCACGAAACUUGACAAGUUCCUGUACGCACGGAUGGCAUCAAACAAAAUGAAAAUUACAAAAAGAAUAGAAAAAAUGUUAGAUCAUGACAUAAUUGACACUGAAGAUUUGACAAAUUUAUAUAUAUUUAUGGCAUUUUUUCAACUUUUGGCAGUCAUCAUAUUUGGUGUUGAACAUAUUUUCGCAUAUUAUCGCCGUCGAAGACGAUAGAAAUAAAAAUUCGAUAACAUUGACCAAAUUUGCCUAUUAACAAAAACAGAUGCGCUUGACUCAAUGAAUUUGAUUGUGUAGAUUUCUUCCAUUCAACCAAUUUUUAUGUUUUUUUAUUUAAAUUAAGUUAUUUAUUAACAGUCGACUGUUAUAUUUUGUGAGUAUUACAGCAAAAUGUCCUAUUAGAUGUGAUUUUUAUAAUAAUAAUUA
Molecule: messenger RNA, 2225 nt
Organism: Microplitis mediator
Lineage: Eukaryota; Metazoa; Arthropoda; Insecta; Hymenoptera; Braconidae
Exons: 3
Coding region: 240-2015 (591 amino acids)
Source: RefSeq, a predicted model, not a curated record